AUGGUAAAUUGCAUGAUGUUCUCUCACCCACACACAAUGCCUGAACAGCAGCUGCUGAAGCCAACUGAGUGGAGCUACUGUGACUACUUCUGGGCUGAUAAGAAAGACCCCCAAGGCAAUGGCACCGUGGCAGGGUUUGAACUGCUGUUCCAAAAGCAACUGAAGGGCAAACAAAUGCAGAAAGAAAUGUCUGAAUUCAUCCGAGAGAGGAUAAAGAUUGAAGAAUAUGCAAAGAAAUUGGCUAAGCUCUCUCAGAACUCGUUGGCUGCACAGGAGGAAGGCUCCCUGGGAGAAGCAUGGGCUCAGGUGAAGAAGAGCCUGGCAGAUGAAGCAGAAGUUCAUCUCAAGUUCUCCGCCAAGCUUCACAGCGAGGUAGAGAAGCCCCUAAUGAACAUUCGUGAGAACUUCAAGAAAGACAUGAAAAAGUGUGACCACCAUAUCGCUGACCUCUGCAAACGGAAAGCCCUCACAGAGCGUCAGAGAGACCUGGAGAUGAAGAAUCAGCAGCUGGAGAUCAAGCUGAGUAAAAAGAUGGAGGAGGACAUCAAGAAGGCACGGAGGAAGUCCACACAGGCUGGUGAUGACCUCAUGCGCUGUGUGGAUCUCUACAACCAGGCCCAGUCCAAGUGGUUUGAAGAGAUGGUGACCACCACUUUGGAGCUGGAGCAGCUGGAAGUGGAGAGGGUGGAGAUGAUCCGGCAACAUUUGUGCCAGUACACACAGCUGCAGCAUGAGACGGACAUGUUCAACCAAAGCACAGUUGAGCCUGUGGACCAACUGCUUCCAAAAGACAGAGAGCUGUGGGUCAGAGAGCACAAAAUGGGCAACAUUCGCCCUGUGGACAUGGAGAUCUAG
Molecule: messenger RNA, 855 nt
Organism: Sciurus carolinensis (gray squirrel)
Lineage: Eukaryota; Metazoa; Chordata; Mammalia; Rodentia; Sciuridae
Product: growth arrest-specific protein 7-like
Biological process (GO): actin filament polymerization; neuron projection morphogenesis
Cellular component (GO): plasma membrane; cytoplasm; actin filament
Molecular function (GO): actin filament binding
Source: RefSeq, a predicted model, not a curated record